AUGGCUGUCACCCACCAAGACGAGGCUGGACUUGGAGGCCUGAAGUGUGGAGUUUGUCCCAUUGACCCGAAGAGCCUGGAGGAUGCUCUGCAGCUGGAAUUCUUCUCUAGAAUAGUCAUGUCCCUCGAACUGGGCCAUUUCCACUUCUGUGAUGGCAGUCUGGUCUGAGAAGUUAUUACCGCUGCUCACUGCAUGGUCAACCUGGAGCAGUUAAAGUUGGAGCUGCUCCUCACUGACAGCCAGACCUGCAAGGUGCUGCUGAGGGGCAUGAACCAGCCGCUGGUGUGGGGCUCCAUGCUGUGUGCUGCGUUUCCCGAUGGCGGGAGGGAUGCGUGCAAAGCCUGCAGGGAUGUCUUCACAGCCCCAAUGCUGGCAGGGUCAGACUGGGUCAGUGUUAUGUUUGUUUCUGAUGGGAGCAAUGCUGGCCAUGGCUUCAAGCUCAUCUUCACAGCCAUCCAUAAGGAUGCUGAAGCGGGUUCAGGCUGUGGGAGUGUCACAACGUUAGCGGAAGAGGGGAAGAUUGAUACUGCUAAUUACCCUGGCUUGUAUCCCAGGAACACAAAGUGCCAGUGGCUCAUUGAGGCUCUAGCAGAGUAUGUCGUAAAGGUGGAGUUUGAACACUUUGCUGUGGAACUCAGCCUGGGCUGCAUUUAUGAUGCAGUUACUGUUUACGGUGAUGAAGAAAACCAGUUGGAGGAGGCAGGAAGAGAAGAUUCAGGAUUAUCAACUGCACUGAUGUUGGCUCUGAAGGAUAUCUCCUUAGACACCUGUGGCUUUCCCCCAGUUACUUGCCAGUGGCUAUUCAAGUGUGUUAGUGGGGCUGAGGCCUGUCUUCACUGUUGGCCAUAGCAUGCCACCCUGAAGCUCCUUGGAGACUGCCAGUGCGAUGGGGUUGUCAUCAUCCCUAUGUGGCUGCUGACAGCUGCCCACUGUGUGCAGCUGAGUGUGACCAGCAUGUCCCUGGGCCACCUCUGCUCCUCUCCUCAUGCCAUGCACUCCCCCUGCUCCUCCAAGUUGGGAUCCAAUAAACCCUUGCACUGGACUGUGGCGGUAGGAGACCAUGAUAGAGCCCUGAGAGAGUCAACAGAAGAGACGAGAUGGGUGAAAGCCAUUGUGGUGCAUCCCCACUUCGACAUGCUGAGCUAUGACUCUGAAAUUGCCCUGAUGCAGCUAGACAUACCCCAGUACAACGCUGUUGUGAGGCCAGCAUGUCUGCCCAACAGCACAGAGACAUUAUCCUCCUCUUGCCUCUGCACUGCAUCUGGAUGGGGAAUCAUUGAAGAAGCUAGGCCAUUGCAGCAAACAUGAGUGCCUGUACUUGAGAAUGAAAUCUGUGAGAGAAAUUACUACUUCAGUCACCCUGGAAGGAUCACAGCCAGGAUGCUUUCUGCUGGCUUUGUUUCUGUGGGAAGCCAGGAUUCCUGUCAGGGUAGCUCUGGUGGCCCCUUGGUUUGCAGCAAGGAAAAUGGACCAUUUACUUUUUAUGGCAUUGUCAGCUGGGCUGUUGGCUGUGCCAGCCCAGAACAAACCCAGGGCUCAGUUCAAGUCUGUCACUGGAGAAUUGUAGCCCCAUUAAAAUCCAUUAUUAGGCUUGAAGUCCUGGACUUCUAG
Phaethon lepturus (White-tailed tropicbird) is the source of this 1611-nucleotide messenger RNA. Its product is annotated as ovochymase-1-like. Gene Ontology annotation, biological process: proteolysis. Gene Ontology annotation, molecular function: serine-type endopeptidase activity. The record is from RefSeq and is a predicted model, not a curated record. Lineage: Eukaryota; Metazoa; Chordata; Aves; Phaethontiformes; Phaethontidae.